AUGUCCUACCCUUCUUCCAGUGAUGAAAUUGCAAAGCAAGCUCCCGAGAGCGUCUCGAAAUCCGUUGAAAGCGUUGGAAAUACCAGCCUUGUCGACCCCUCGGAUGCGCUAAGUUUUCCCGAAGGUGGUUUCACCGCUUGGGGUACAGUGCUGGGCGCUUUAUUGAUUCAAUUCUGUGGCUUUGGAUAUGUCAGCGCUUACGGUGUCUUCCAGGGCAAGCAUAUUUACUUUUAUACUCAAACAUACCUCACUAAUUCAACACCAUCUGCAAUCGCCUGGAUAGGAAGUGUCAAUGCGUUCUUGAUAUUAUCAGUUGGUAUCGUGUCAGGAAGAAUGGUCGAUCGGGGCGCAUUUUACCCUGUGAUGAAAAUCGGCUGUCUCCUUCAAUGUUUCUUCCUCUUUAUGUUGUCACUGGCAAAACCAGAACAGUAUUAUCAAGCAAGUCUCAUAUUCCUUUCCCAAGGUAUCGGUUUAGGUUUUGCAAUGGGCCUUACGAAUGUUCCCUCCAUCGCCGUAAUAUCGCAUCAUUUCCAGCGACGCAAAGCUUUUGCGAUGGGAAUCGUCGCCGCGGGAGGGUCACUGGGUGCGAUCUUCCACCCCGUCAUGCUCAACAAUCUUAUCAAUGGAAGACUUGGCUUUGCAAACGGUGUCCGUGCAAGUGCGGCUCUGAGUGGUGGCUUGCUUUUCAUCGCAAAUCUCCUGAUGCGAACAAGGCUUCCGCCGCAACAAAAGAUCGUUAGCUACACCCGCGUUCUCAAAAACUCGUCGAGAGAUGGUGCUUACAUUUGUACCUGUGUAGGGAUGGCUGCUUUUGAAUUCGGGUACUUCUUCGAAUCCUUUUAUCUCCAGUUAGAUUCCACCCUGCAUGGUCUAAGCCAAGGAUUUUCGUUUUAUUCCAACUGCUUAUCACCCCGACAGCUCACAAUCCUUAGUUCUGGUUCUUUCAUCGGAAGACUUACUGGGGGUGUUGUCGCUGCAUACGUGGGCAUCCCGAACACCAUCAUCGUCUCGUCAUUAAUAUCCUCCGCUGUACUAUUUGCAAUGGUUGGCCUGCACUCGGCCACCAGUGUAGCUGUUAUAGCUGUAAGUUAUGGGGUUUUUUCCGGAGGUGUUGUAGCAAUGAUGGGCCCGUUGAUAUCGCAUCUGACCCCUGAAUUCUCACAUACCGGCGCACGGAUGGGGAUAGCGUUUGCAACAUCUAGUGCACCGAUUUGUGGGGCUGUCCUGACGUCGCAUUACAUCUGGUGGAAGGCUGCUAUCCUUGCUGGGGCGAGUGAACCAUAUCAAGCUGCGCUUUCUGUUUUUGGCUAA
Messenger RNA from Suillus discolor, 1311 nucleotides. RefSeq names its product major facilitator superfamily domain-containing protein. The transcript has 12 exons. NCBI's taxonomy places the organism in Eukaryota, Fungi, Basidiomycota, Agaricomycetes, Boletales, Suillaceae. Bases 1 to 1311 code for a protein of 436 amino acids. Gene Ontology annotation, cellular component: fungal-type vacuole membrane. Gene Ontology annotation, molecular function: transmembrane transporter activity. The record is from RefSeq and is a predicted model, not a curated record. Gene Ontology annotation, biological process: transmembrane transport.